This is a messenger RNA of Sitophilus oryzae (rice weevil), 614 nucleotides long. RefSeq lists its product as uncharacterized. The record is from RefSeq and is a predicted model, not a curated record. Bases 154 to 534 code for a protein of 126 amino acids. NCBI's taxonomy places the organism in Eukaryota, Metazoa, Arthropoda, Insecta, Coleoptera, Curculionidae. The transcript is spliced from 3 exons.
UAUUGUGUAUAUUUAGGCUACCUACAAAUGAAUAUUAGUAACGAAAACAAUUCAAAUCAUCAGUCGAUAGCGUUAUUCACAGCCACGAACACUACCUACCUACUUUGUAUUUUAUAGUAAUUAUUACUCAAUUAAUUUCAGUCUAAUAUCAAAAUGGUAUUAAAGUACGCCUCCGCUCAGGGUCAAUGCUUCAGGGAUUAUUUGAAAGUGGUAUUUAUAAUAACUACAAUAAUAGCAUCAACUGUUGCUAUGCGGCCAUUUUACGCAGGAUCCGGGGGUGAAAAAGGGUUUGUGCCCAGUCAAUUCCGAGACACUAGUGACAAACAGAACCUUCCCACACCUACUCAACACUUUAGGUCCAACAGUAAUGGACAAAGAGUUACUAGUGGAGCCGAUCUUCAAAGCGGAGAUCAAAGAAACCAAGAGCAGCGUAGAUUUGGAGAACCUGUCGGUACUGAAACUAGGACAAUUAGACCACCUUUGACUAAGGGAUCUUAUGCAGGAUCUGUCACUAGAACUAAAUUUCAUAUGUGACUGUUAUAUUUAUUUUUCCGUUAUCAAUUAGACUUUAAAUUUCUGUAUUAAAAUUAUCCUGUUGUCUUGUUGUAACGCUU